UACGUACCGUCCUCCACUCUGCGCUGAUGCAGGGGGGUUCCAUCAUGGCGUCGAUGCAGAAAAGGCUACAAAAGGAAUUAUUAGCCCUGCAAAAUGAUCCACCCCCAGGAAUGACGCUUAAUGAGAAAAGUGUACAGAACACCAUCACCCAGUGGAUUGUAGACAUGGAGGGAGCACCUGGCACACUGUAUGAAGGAGAGAAGUUUCAGCUGCUUUUCAAAUUUAGUAGUCGAUAUCCUUUUGAUUCACCUCAGGUAAUGUUCACAGGAGAGAAUAUACCUGUCCACCCACAUGUGUAUAGCAACGGUCACAUCUGUUUAUCUAUUCUGACGGAAGAUUGGUCGCCAGCCCUCUCAGUGCAAUCAGUUUGUCUUAGCAUUAUAAGCAUGUUGUCCAGCUGCAAAGAAAAGAGACGACCGCCUGAUAACUCCUUUUAUGUAAGAACAUGUAACAAAAAUCCAAAGAAAACAAAAUGGUGGUAUCAUGAUGAUACAUGCUAAUGUACAAACUUUGUAAUAAUCGUAGAAGAAAGAAGUCCUACUGACCUACGUAAAGCACUUUUUAAUCAUUCAGUCUUUGAACUCUGACCUUUGACUGGAACCAUGGAAAUAAUACGCUGGAGGCUCUUGACUGCAUUUCUCCAGUGGGCAGUUGGCUGCAUGUUUUAGUUGGUUGUAAUAUAGAAAACGAAAAUAAGCGAACGUUUAGACGCACCCAAGAACUAUCGUGUUUGCCGAAACGGUCGAAAUGCAGCAAACAAGAAAGGCAGAUUUAUAGUGGGGUAAUUAAAGUUCCUGUUUUAAAGAUUAUUAUUGUUUUUUUUUUUUUCUUUUUUUCUUUUUGUGUGUGUGUGUGGGUGCAUUUUAAGGUCCUUGUGUUGUGCAAUAAUAACUGAUGGAUGCAUGCUUGGGCCUACAAAGAGAAAUCCAAAACUAAUUGUCUUCUGGAAGGGAUCUGACCAUCAAAACCCCAAGAAAAUGCUUCAUUUUUUAUUUUUAUUAUGUUAUUAUAUGCACUGUGAAAGUAUCUAGUUUGAAAAGGAACUAUUCGUACGUUUUUCCCAACUUGCAGAUGUACUGUAAGCAGUUCUUCACUUAUCAGGUUUGAGGGUUUUUAGUUUAUAAUCUCUGUUUCAAGAGUAUAUAGUUUUCUUCAUCUUCCAACUCGAGACUCAGUUGCAGUUCUUCCUGCUGUUGGGUGUGAUGUCGGUACAGAUGGGUAUAAAACAGAUUAUGAUCAUAGAUCAUGUGAUCAUCUGAUGACCUCAGUGUACAUCUCCUCAUAAGGUUGGAGUAGUCCUCCCUAGUCCCAGCCUUUAAAGGUGUGCAGCAGCCUCUCUUCCAUUUAAAGAAUGUCUGUUAGAGUACAUUGUCACAUGAUCCAUUUUUAUUUGUAUAAUACUUUUUCUUUUUUUUAUGACAUGCUUUAAGUUUCUUUCCUCUGAUAUGUUUCAUUUUAAAUGUCUGUUUUUGUACUUUUUUUGAGUAGUGGAUACUUUGAAAAGGGGGUUGUUUUGAUGGGUCAGUUUGUUUUUGAGUCUUUUUUUUUGGGUAUUAUUUAAUUGAAAUCCUUGAUCUCAAAAGCAUUAAUGAAUGAUGAACAGGAGAGUACCUGUAGAAGUCAUACAGACAAGGUGCUUGAGAUCACUCCCCCCUCUCCCUGGUCAGAGUUUUGGCUCAGGUACUUUUUUCAUUAAAGAGAUCACCUCGAAAACUAUACCUAUUAGAUAUUUUGAAUUUAGCUAUAUUUUCACCAAAAGAGACUGUUAUGUUGUGAACUUAAAUCAGAAACUAUUGUAAAUAAGUCUUUAAAAAUGGUGAAGGAUGCGACAAAACUUAGCAGAGGAUGCAUUUACUUUAAAGCUGAAUGAUAAUAGGAGUGCUUUAUUUCAUUGGAAGUCAGUCUGCAUCUUUUGCUAAUUAGGAUGUGUACAGUCAACAGCAAACACAUAAGUUGAUUUAGAAAACAAAAGCAGUAGUUUUACAGUGAGGAUGCAUGCAGUUUUAACUCCUACGUUUUCUUAUUGGCAUCAACUUUGUGACAGCUUUUAGUCCUUCCAUGAAUUAGGUUAUAGUUUAUUGGAUUGAUAUUACAAAGCUGACCUCCAGAAGCUGUGGUCACUUCAGACUGUAAUUACUCCAUUCCUAAACAAAUGUUUAUCACCAUCCAGUCAGAGAUACUUGAAUUUUCCAUCUUGGUUUGUUUGUAUUUACUUUUUCUCUUUUUUUUCCCCAAGGUCUAGCUGAGUUUCUUGAAUGAACUUGAGUGAAUGUGAUGAUACUCUAUCCUGUAGAGGAGAUUACCACAGCACACUAUUUAAAAAAAACUAUAUUGAUAACUGAAAGACAUCUAUUUAACCGAUGAGAUUUUAUUUUAUUAUUUUUUUUCUUUUUUUGUUAUGGGUCUUGUCAGCUGGCAGUGAUGUGCUGUGAGAAAAAAAUGGUAAAAUGAUUGUGUAAAUGCAGUCACAAACAGCAUUAUUGCAGAGACAGAAGGCCUUCAUCCAACAGGCAGUAGAUCAGAGGAGAUUUGAAAAGCUUUUGGGUGAAUAUGUUUCACAGGUUUGGAUGUUUUAUAUUUUCUUUGUUUCUUUUUUUUUCUAGGUUGCUUUCUUCCCCCUUUUCAAUGUGGUUUGAAGUCUUAUCUUGCAGGUUUUUGAGUGAUCAGCACUAAUGAGGGUGUGUUUAUUUAUAUUUGAAAUUUUGUUCUGGGAUGUGCAAGCUCCAUGUAAUAGGUGCCUGUUCAUUUUCAUAAUCAAUAAUAAAAGCAAAGAUUCACUUUUA
This is a messenger RNA of Melanotaenia boesemani (Boeseman's rainbowfish), 2783 nucleotides long. RefSeq names its product ubiquitin conjugating enzyme E2 Wb (gene ube2wb). NCBI's taxonomy places the organism in Eukaryota, Metazoa, Chordata, Actinopteri, Atheriniformes, Melanotaeniidae. The transcript is spliced from 6 exons. Bases 27 to 500 code for a protein of 157 amino acids. The record is from RefSeq and is a predicted model, not a curated record.